AGUACUACGUGCUCCCGAACACAGAUUCGCAUGUACCGCAUCCAUUCUCCAUCUCCGCCCUAUUUUCAUCAGAACCCCCUCUUCUCUCUCUCCGUAUCUAUCUUCACACACCACAAGCACCCACUGAUACUGGGGGGUUUCUACUCCCCGAUUCUCGCAUAUUUGCGAAAAGUUCAUCAGGUGUCUCGCGUUCGUUCUCCAUCAACUCCAGCCUCUGCAAAAGUGAUGAACAACAACGAUUUCGGAUUAGAUCGAGUACCUGAUGGAAUCGAACAGGAAUAUCGAUCGGAACCUAGGGUUUCAGUGGUCGAUGAUGUUGUUGAUAGUAGCUCUGAUGAAAUCCUCAAUGGAGGUAUUAGUAGAAACGUGGGUGUGGAUAUAAUUGAGUCUGAAGAAAUUAGGGUUUUACAAGUUGUUGUGUUUGAUAACUCCGAUAAGGUCGCUGACGGUGGUGAUGAUGGGUCUGGAGGAAUAAGGGUUUUCUCGGAGCAUGGGGAUCGGAAUCGGGGGAGUGAUGUUGAUGUUAGGGUUUCGGGUGGAGAUGUUGACGUUGUGGAGAAUGGAACAUCUGAUGAAAUUAGGGGAAAUGGAAAGGGAAAGUGUAAGGGUAAGGUGAUCGAUUGUAAAGGGAUUAAUGAGGAAAUGAAACCUAGAGUUCGUGAAACAAAAAGCAAAAAUUUGACACCAAGGGGAAGUACUAGUCAAUCCAGUGAUCAGGAUGGUGGGUCUGAGCAAUCUGAGUAUUGGAAAAAAGAAGAUGGGGUUAAUUCCUGGGGAAAGGGCCUUACAGAAGUGAAUUCUGGUGUGAUUGACCAUAAAUUUGAUGCCCGGAAUGGUGAGAUGGAGCAUUCAGAGUCUAGGUUUAGAAAGGGACAUGUUGAAGUGGGGAAACCAAAUUUAUCUCAGUAUGAUCCGAUGCUUUCAGUGUUUGAUGAAUUUGCUGCAAAUGGGAAGGGUAAAGCCGUCAGGUCUGGGCCAUCAACCCUGCUACGGUAUGGAUAUGAAAUAGGUGAUAUGGUUUGGGGAAAGGUGAAAUCGCACCCAUGGUGGCCUGGCCAUAUAUAUAAUGAAGCCUUUGCAUGUUCUUCAGUUCGUCGAACUAAGAGAGCAGGUCAUUUACUGGUUGCUUUCUUUGGUGACAGUAGUUAUGGGUGGUUUGACCCGGCCGAGGUUAUCCCAUUUGAUCCUAAUUUUGGUGAGAAGUCGAGGCAAUUAAAUUCAAAAAACUUUGUGAAGGCUGUGGAAGAGGCAGUAGAUGAAGCAAGCCGGAGAUGUGGGUUGGGCUUGGCUUGCCGGUGCAGGAGUAAAUACAAUUUUUGGCCCACAAGUAUUCAGGGGUACUUUUCUGUUGACGUUGUUGAUUAUGAGCCUGGAGCUGUUUACUCAGCAAAUCAGAUUAAAAAAGCUAGAAACAGUUUUCAGCCCAGACAUAUUCUUGCUUUUAUAAAGCAUUUGGCAUUGAUGCCUACAGUUGAUCAGCCUCUGAGUAUUGAUUAUAUUAAAAAUAAGGCUACUGUUAUCUCGUACCGGAAGGCAGUGUUUGAGGAGUUUGACGAGACUUAUGCCCAGGCGUUUGGAGCCCAACCAGUGCGACCUUCUCAUGGACAGAAAGAGGCAGCACAGCCUGUUAAGGAGCCAUAUAAAGCUCCUCCUAGUGGCCCACAGGUGAUUGCAGAAGCUUUAGGUAAGGUGGAGAGAUCCGCAAAACCAAAAAAAUUCAAGGACCAAGGAAAGAAAGACAAUUAUCUUUUUAAACGAAGGGAUGAACGAGAUGAGUUGGAAACACACCAAAUCAACCUUGGGCUAGCAAGUUCCUCUGUCCACCCCACUAAUGGAGAGGGGUCUUCAGCACUUGCUGCUGAGAAUUACGUCCAGCCCAUUAUUACAGAGAGGUCUUCAACAUCAGCAGCUGGAAAUUGUGUGUUGCAAAAGAGUGUUCCAUUGGUCUCUAGAAAGUCCAAGAUUCCAGGUAAACAUAAACAGACUCGGACAAUCAGUAGGGAUGGUGCUUCAGCUUUGCAUACGGAUGUAACUGUCCAAGGCACUAAAACUUUAGAGGAAAAAUCUUCUGCUGUUAAAUUUAGCAUGAUUGGUUCUCAGGUAAAUGCAAGUAAGGUGGAGUCCUCUGCCAGUAAUGCUGCUAGUUUUCCCAUUGGUGAGAAUGAUACUCCAGCCUACAGCAGUUAUCUCUUCGACCCAAAGUCUUCUCUUGAUAAGGGGAAAGGCACUAGGGUAGAAAUGGUAGAACGCAAGGGAUUGACAACUGGUCCUGCAAGUGUGGGUGCUUCUAAUGUUUCUGGGAAAGUGGUAUUCCCUGGCAUAGUAGAUAAUUUGUCUCGCACUUUUGAGCCUGAAGUUGAGAGGAUGAUCAACUUUAAAGAUGAUCCUGAGAACUCAGAGAAGAUUAAAUUGGACGAAGGUUAUCAGCAAUCUCCAAGUCUACCUACCACAGCCAAAGAAUUGUAUGGACAGAAACAAGUUCAUGAUGGUCACAAGGGGGUGAAGAAGGGCAAAGCUCUUAAACAUACUACUAGGGAAUUGAGUUCAGAUAAAUCUGCCCCAGGGGAGAAAAUGAAGAAGAAGAGAAAGAAAGAGUUGGACACCCAAAUGAGAUCUGAUCUUAUGCAGAAGCAUGCAGCUACUGAAAAAAGUGGGGCAGUGGUGGGGAAAAUAGCUGGAAAAUCGGUAGAAGUUGAGAAGAAGAAGAAGAGAAAGAAAGAGUUGGACACUGAAAUGAGUUCUGAUAAUAUGCAGAAACAUGCAGCUAUUGAAAAAAGUGGCGCCCUGGUUGGGAAAGUAGCAGGAAAAGUGCUCCAAGUUGGUUGGGCUCAUGUAGAUGACUCUCAGGUUGACUGUCACAAGAAAUUUGAUCAGGCCACUAGUUCGUUGUCGCCUGAUUCUGCUAGGAUGGAGCCAAUGGCAAGGGCAGUCAAUUCUGAACUCGAGCAUCUGCAAUUACUGAGUGGUUUGCAAUCUCUUGCUCUCAACCCCUUCCAUGCUGUGGAGAAGAACAAUUAUGCGUUUAUACAGCAGAUUGUUCUGAGAUUUCGGACCCUUGUUUAUAAGAAAAGCUCAGUCCCGUUGUCAGCCCUUGUGACUCAGUCAAAUGAAGAUAAUGCUGUUAAGUUCCCAACUGGUAAUGGGGUUUCUGAUGAUUCUCAGGGUAAGAAUAUUAGCAAUCUUCCAUCUCUGAAACCAUCAAAACCUCUUGACAAGCCUGAUGAUCCGACAAAAGGUGGGUUUAAACGAAGCCCAUCCGACCGUCUUGAAGGAAUGGCUGCAAAGAGGUUGAAGAAAAUUAGUGAUUUAAAAACAUUAGCUGCAGAGAAGAAGGGAGCGCCAAAGACUGAGGAAGCCCCACAGGGUACUGUAAAAGAGAGAGUUGCUCCAACACCAACAAAACCAGUCAAAGCAGAUUCUGCUAAGAAAAUGGAGCCUCCAGCAAUGGCAGCAAACCCCACAACGCUGGUGAUGAAGUUCCCUCCCCAUACCAACCUUCCAUCUGGUUCUGAGCUGAAGGCCAGGCUCGCUCGUUUUGGGCCGUUAGAUCAUUCAGGAACUCGUAUUUUCUACAAGUCCUCAACGUGUCGUGUUGUGUUCCUGCGCAAACUUGAUGCGCAGGCAGCAUACAAACAUCUUAGCGGAAAUAAUUCCUUAUUUGGCAAUUUGAACAUAAGAUGUCACCUUAGGGAAGAUCCAGCACCUGAGUCGGAAUCUGGCAAAGUCCGAACAGAAGACCCUUCUGUGGAGAACCUGCAGUCAAAGGAGACUGCAGUCGACCAAAGGUUGCCGGCAGCACCUGCACAUCAGCCUCGACAACAGCCAGCAGUCCAGCUGAAGUCAUGUCUGAAGAAAUCUACUGGUGAUGAGACGGCCACAGUCCCAGCUAGUAAUGGUGGUAGUAGGGGGACAUCUCGUGUAAAAUUCAUGUUGACUGAUAUGGGUGAGCAAUUGAUGGUUGCUAAUAAGAACAACAAUGGUAUUUUUCCUGAUGGUGCAUCUUCUUCUCAUGCAAUGGAUUUUAAUAGUAAGAAUUUUCAAAACAUCAUUCCACCACCAUCACCGUCACCGCAUGUUGAUCUUUCUAGCUCUCAAUUAGUCCCAAACAAUUUGCAUAAUGCUGAAGUAGUGGCGGGGAUUUCUCGUAAUUUUAACACACCCACCUCUUUGGCUGCACCCAUUGCAGCCAACAUAGACAUUGCACCGCAGAUGAUAAGCCUUCUCACAAGGUGCAAUGAUGUUGUGACCAACAUGAAGGGCUUUUUGGGCUAUGUCCCUUACCAUCCUCUUUGAUGAGAAAUUUGUCAAGAUUGAAAAUGGUUAAUUAUGCAAAGCAAAGGCCGGAAGACAACAUAAAAUGGAAAUGAAUAGAUGGCUCAUGCUCUCCCAAGUCAGAUUCUGUACUUCAAAUCAUGUACCGCUCUCAAUCAUGUACGAACAACCGCUCUCAAUCAUGUACGAACAGAAGAAUUUGACAUGGGGACUUUAUUUAUGGGUUCGUCUUCUUAUACUCUCUUUUGUCUGGUGGGACCGGCUAUAUUUAAGUUUGCUUUACAAAUAAGUAUGCUUUUCAUUGUUGCGUGUCU
Cornus florida is the source of this 4586-nucleotide messenger RNA. RefSeq names its product PWWP domain-containing protein 1-like. The coding region runs from base 31 to 4293 and encodes 1420 amino acids. The transcript is spliced from 3 exons. NCBI's taxonomy places the organism in Eukaryota, Viridiplantae, Streptophyta, Magnoliopsida, Cornales, Cornaceae. The record is from RefSeq and is a predicted model, not a curated record.